This is a messenger RNA of Anthostomella pinea, 1104 nucleotides long. NCBI's taxonomy places the organism in Eukaryota, Fungi, Ascomycota, Sordariomycetes, Xylariales, Xylariaceae. The record is from the annotation of a GenBank genome assembly.
AUGGUGCAGAGACUUUUCUACAAGUCGUUCAGCGAGGCCGUCACCGAGUUCGAAAACGAGGGUCAUUUCGAUCCCGACGGUCACCUUCUAUGGGACGAAGACAAAAACGAAUUGUCAAGCAUCUCCGGCACAGGUAAAGUGCUGGCCGAUGAGACUGGCAUUGAGUACCACGGUCCUAAAAAGAGGGGAAGGACCGAAUACGUCGAUAGCCUCGACUACAAAGUCAUACCCGGAACCUGGCGACGUGGCCAGGCGUGCGUGUACAACAGGGAUUGCAUCGAGCGAAAUUACCGGUUUUGCCGGUGGAAGAAAGCCACAGGUACUCAAUAUCGAGAACAGAAAUAUGCCUUUCAAGACUCAACCAUUCCCAACUCGGGGCUGAAGCCUGUGCUUCAAGAGAUCUUAGGCCCGAGCUUCUGGCAAGACAACGUAGCGAAACCGCUCGAGGAAGCGGUCUGGCGGGGUGCUAUUUUGGAAUUAUGGUUCUAUAAUGCUACGGCUGCUCAGCAACAACAGGCAGCCGCAAAAGCUGCCACCGGAGGAAAGUCCAAGAAGCAGCUGCGAGAGGAAAAGCUGGCCGAGGAGAAAGCGGAGAAGAAGGCCAUCAAGGCCUCCGCAGCCAAGGGCCAGCCUGCCGCCAAGGACGCCAAGAAGAAUGACAAGAACGAGUUCCUAAUCGGCAUCCCGCUCACCACGCCCGUGGGCUGGAUAUACGACGGCCGCCCCAGCUCAUUCGAACGCGUUGCCAAGCCGGCGCCGGGCCGCACCACCGCGGCCGAGAAGUCCACCUCGAAGAACUUGGCCUGGCUCCAGUUCGAGAACAUGACAGGCACCAUCCCGACGUCCCGUAGAUCGCGGGCCUGUCACUUCCUGCCCGCUUCGGAGUCAGAGGCGGCGCGGGCUUCGACCUACGCGCGCGUACCCUGCUGGGUAAUGGAGUGGCGCACUGCUGUCGCUGCGCAAGCAAGAGGCUUCGUGCAACUGUGCGAGCCGGGUGAUCUAGCCACAGAGCACGUCACACUCGAUCACAAAAAGGGGCAAGGACUUCUCGUCAUCGGCAGCGGCGUCCUGCCGCAGGUUGGCAAGGGCGCCCUGGUGCAGUGA